Messenger RNA from Ruditapes philippinarum (Manila clam), 2600 nucleotides. Its product is annotated as calcium and integrin-binding protein 1-like. The coding region runs from base 10 to 645 and encodes 211 amino acids. Gene Ontology annotation, molecular function: calcium ion binding. The record is from RefSeq and is a predicted model, not a curated record. The transcript has 7 exons. Lineage: Eukaryota; Metazoa; Mollusca; Bivalvia; Venerida; Veneridae.
GCGCUAUUAAUGUUUUUCGGAUUAGUUCUGUCUUUAUCGUUAAGCUGUAGUCCGGAAACAAAGUGUAAACAACAAAUAUUUUUCAUUAAAAUGGGGAGUUCUCAGAGCGUUUUCACUGAACAAGAGCUCAACGAUUAUCAAGAGCUGACUUACUUCACAAAGAAAGAAAUACUACAUGUGUUCAAGAGGUUUUCUCAGCUUAAUAAUUCUGCUGUAGACAAGGAUAAAAAUGCGAAACUGAAACGUGAUGAGAUACUAGAACUUCCAGAACUCAAGGUGAACCCUUUCAAAGACAGAAUUUGUCAAGUAUUUUCAUCAAGUAGAGAUGGUGAUAUGACAUUUGAAGAUUUCCUUGAUAUGAUGUCAGUAUUCAGUGACAAUGCACCAAAAAGUGUUAAAGUGGAAUAUGCCUUCAGAAUAUAUGAUUUUGAUGAAGAUGAUAUGAUAUCUAGCCGAGAUUUGAAAGAAGUUGUUGACAGACUGACAGGUGACCAGAAAUUAGAAAACGAGGACAUGCAACAACUUAUUGACAAUAUAUUUGAGGAAGCUGAUUUAGAUGAUGAUGAUUCUCUCUCCUUCGCUGAAUUUGAGCAUGUCAUAUCGAAAGCACCUGACUUUGUCAAUUCAUUCAGGAUUAGAUUGUAGGACAUCACAACCAUGUGAACUGCUGGACAUGAACAAAUUCCUGGAGACAUUCCUUUUAUGUGUUACCAUGGCAACCUGACAAUCAGUCUCUCAUUAACAUCAUGGAUAAUGGAAAUCUUGUUUUCUUCCUGUUUUGUCCCUUUCAGAUGCAUAAUAUUGUAGAUAAUUAGCAAAAUAUCCAAGUCAUAGUUAAAUUACUGUGUUUUCUCUCUCUGAUAAUAAACUUUGGAUCAGUUUAUCCAAUUUUAAGAAUUGAUGUCAAAACUUUAUGUUUGUACCUGAAAAAAUGCACGGAAGGGCACAUGAGGUCUUCCUCCACCAGUAAAGCUGGAACAUCACCAAAUGACCUAUACUGUGUCGGUGUGACAUAAAAGUUUAUCAAGAUAAAAGUACUGUAAGGUUAUGAAUAAAUAAUUGUGCGGACAAAAAAACUUAUUUUUUAUAAAAGACUCAACUUAUUUACCAUGCAUUAUUAUUCUAGGAUAUGUAUGUAUUGUAUUAAAAAGACUGGUUGUGAUUUGUAUGUAAAAGAGGUGUAAAUAUUGUAACCAGACUGUGAUAUUAUAUGUAUUCUAUUAUGCUGUUCUAGGGUCAGAAUUGUUCUUGCAUAACUACAAUGUUAGUUCCUCUCAUUCAGUAAUGUUCUUUUGGUAUGGAUUUAUUUGUUAUAAAUUUAUUACCCAUUACUUCUAUGGAUAUUCUUCUGUAUAUAAGGUGCUCCACUGAGGUUACAAAGCCUUAAUGCAUAAAAUUUGUAAUACUUGCAUGAAUUAACUAGAGUAAAAAUGUGCAAAAGACUAUUAAGAAAUAUACACAGACUGCAAUUGUUUUUAGCAAUUCAUAGCCCAAUUUGAGCUUAAAGCGUUUUAACGCUUUUCAGUUUUAGCUUACUUUGCACAAUAAUGAUUAUUCUCGAUAAACCAAGUGAGUGAAUGAUCUACCAGGGUAAAUGAAUCUUGCACACUGGUAAUUAGUCCAGAGUUACAUUAAAUGGUAUACAAAUCUCGAAAAAAUAUUUCCAGUCCCGUCAUGCCUGAAAACCUCAGUGGAUUGCUUUUUAAUAAGAAAAUGUAUAAUGUAUUGUAUUAUGAAAAUUGUGCAAUUUUUCUGUGUUCUUAAAAUUGUGACAACACAUUGAAUUUUUAAGCAUAAUGUGAAUUUUUACGUACCAAUGCUUUUGCUUUCUCAUUGAAAAUGCUUCAAAUAAAUUUAUUUUGAAACAAUUUAAAAAGAAAAUUCUAUAAAGGUUGUUGUGUAUGAAUAAAUUUUCUAUAAUCAGGAAUGACUUACAUCAUGUACACCAGUUUUAAAGCAUAUUUUAUUCCAGUCACUGUUCUGUAUAUCUUCAUUAUUUAUUUAUAUAGGACAUUCUUGUAUUUUAUGUAGACUGACAACUUGGUUUAUGAUAAACCUAUUAACAAGUAGUCCCACACUAAAAUGGUAAUCAGGUAUGACGCGUUGUUAAGUAGACUUGUAUCUUUUUAUUCUUGUAUCUUUUUUAUCCUGUCAUUUUAAUAUCAUGCUUAAGAGUAAUGUUCAUAAAUCUUCAUUUCAUAUACCAAUAUAUUUUUUAAUAAGCAACCCAUCCUCUGUCUGACAAAGAAAUCAAACUUAAGUUACCAAGUUAUAAAUCCAAGGAAAUUAUCUCUAUUUUUUACACAACUGGUGCUUCCAGUAUACAUGUAUAUUAUCCAGCAGAAAUAACUCAGAUUCAGUAAACAAUAUUUUAUUGUGACAAUAUUAAACUCCCUAAGUUGUUUAUUAGAGAAUAUAUGGUAGAAAGGUUGCAGGUAAACCUUCAUAAAAUAACAAACUAUGCAUUACACUCUGUAGAGCUCAUUUCAGGAAACCUAUGCAUUAUAAUUCUACUGUUUCAUUUCUUCUCAUUAAAUCAUGUUUUUAUACUUCUGUUAAAUUCUUUCAAUAAAUGUUUAUUAUCAAAGUUCUUUAAACAA